Messenger RNA from Aspergillus alliaceus, 1383 nucleotides. It is a transcript of the gene gpaB, whose product is annotated as guanine nucleotide-binding protein subunit alpha gpaB. The record is from RefSeq and is a predicted model, not a curated record. Gene Ontology annotation, biological process: adenylate cyclase-activating G protein-coupled receptor signaling pathway. The transcript has 6 exons. NCBI's taxonomy places the organism in Eukaryota, Fungi, Ascomycota, Eurotiomycetes, Eurotiales, Aspergillaceae. Gene Ontology annotation, cellular component: heterotrimeric G-protein complex. Gene Ontology annotation, molecular function: G-protein beta/gamma-subunit complex binding; G protein-coupled receptor binding; GTP binding. Bases 185 to 1252 code for a protein of 355 amino acids.
UUCUUUUUGGUUAAACCCUUGAUUGAUCGGUAGUCGCUCCAGUACAUCCGUGUUCCUUCCAAGCGAUAAAGGAGCAAGCUAGUGACGAUUAACCCGAAGGUGUCGGGUCUGUGUUAGGUUGAUGCCGUUUACUUCCGCAGGCAGCUCAUGGUUCAGUCGUUCGCUGUCUAGAACAUAAUUCGAGAUGGGUUCAUGUGUAAGCUCGGAGCCGGCUGGCGAUGAGCCCAAGAAGAGGAGCCAGGCGAUCGAUCGCAAGCUAGAGGAGGAUUCUAGGCGAUUACGGAGAGAGUGCAAGAUUCUACUGCUUGGGUCCGGAGAAAGCGGUAAAUCGACAAUUGUCAAACAAAUGAAGAUUAUCCAUCAAAACGGCUACACAAUGGAGGAACUAGCGUUGUAUCGCCUGACUGUCUGCAAAAACCUCCUAGAUUGCGCCAAGUCCCUCGUAGGAGCCUAUCACCAAUUCUCCCUCGAACCCUCGAGCCAAAAAGUCCGUGACUACGUUCAAUUCAUUUCCGAUUAUAAUCUCGACCCUGAUCCGCACACCACGUUGGAUCCUAAGGUAGGGGAAGCGGUAACAUACAUCUGGAAUGAUCCGUGCACAUCCACGGCGCUGGAACAUCAGAAUGAGUUCUACUUGAUGGAUUCUGCCCCAUAUUUUUUCGAAGAAGCAAAGCGGAUCGCAUCCCCAGAUUUUAUACCCGAUGUAAACGACGUGCUUCGUGCACGAACGAAGACCACCGGUAUCUAUGAAACUAGGUUCACAAUGGGCCAACUGAGCAUACACAUGUUUGACGUGGGUGGCCAGCGCAGCGAGCGGAAGAAGUGGAUACAUUGUUUCGAAAAUGUCACUUCGAUUAUAUUCUGCGUAGCAUUAAGCGAGUACGAUCAAGUACUUCUGGAGGAGAGUAACCAGAAUCGGAUGAUGGAAAGCUUAGUGUUGUUCGAUUCCGUAGUAAACUCUAGGUGGUUUAUGCGAACGAGCAUUAUCCUGUUCCUGAACAAGGUGGAUCUUUUCCGACAAAAGCUCCCUCGGUCCCCCUUGAGUAAUUACUUCCCUGAUUACUCUGGUGGUAAUGACGUGAACCGCGCCGCUAAAUAUCUGCUAUGGAGGUUCAACCAGGUUAACCGAGCACAUCUGAAUCUCUAUCCUCACUUGACACAAGCUACCGACACAACCAAUAUCCGUUUAGUAUUCGCUGCGGUGAAGGAGACGAUUCUACAAAAUGCUUUGAAGGAUUCAGGCAUCUUGUAGACGAGAUUACCUCAUUCGCAGGCAUUUCGAGUCAGAUCACGAUCUCUGUGCUUCCUUGAUGGACCACUGGCUGACCGAGCCACAUUUGUUUCCGACAGCCAUGACGCUCUUUCUAUCCUCUUUCUCUCUUU